Heteronotia binoei (common prickly gecko) is the source of this 802-nucleotide messenger RNA. RefSeq names its product protease associated domain containing 1 (gene PRADC1). The transcript is spliced from 5 exons. Lineage: Eukaryota; Metazoa; Chordata; Lepidosauria; Squamata; Gekkonidae. Bases 93 to 647 code for a protein of 184 amino acids. The record is from RefSeq and is a predicted model, not a curated record.
CCGCCAAUGAGCGGCGCGCCUUUCUGCCCGGCGUCAGUGGGCGUUUUGCAUGGCUGCUGGUCGGCUGGAGCGGAGCGGCUGCAGCCUCCGAAAUGCCCCGGAGCGCCUGGCUGAGCUGCUGGCUGUGCCUUUGCUCGGCUGUGCACGGUUUACGCAUCCAGCAGUAUCUCUAUUUCCAAGUGCUGAGCCCCGGAGACAUCCGCUACAUCUUUUCCGCCACGCCAGCCAGGGAUUUCGGAGGGGUGUUUAACACGAGAUACGAGCAGAUCUACCUGGUACCUGCGGAUCCUCCCGAAGCUUGCGGUGACUUGAACAACGGUGUCUUCGUCGAAGGCCAGAUCGCCUUAGUGGAACGCGGGGGCUGCUCGUUCCUGUCCAAAACCCGCGUCAUCCAAGAGCACGGGGGCCGUGCUGUGAUCAUCGCCGACAACGCCUACGACAACGACAGCUCUUACGUGGAGAUGAUCCAGGACAGCACCAGCCAGACGGCGGACAUCCCAGCCCUCUUCCUCCUUGGGAGAGAUGGGUACAUGAUCCGGCGUUCCUUGGAGCAACAUGGACUCCCAUGGGCCGUCAUUUCCAUCCCCGUCAACGUCACCAGCAUCCCGACUUAUGAACUCAUGCAACCCCCGUGGACUUUCUGGUAGUAAAGGAAAGACCCUGCUUUUGGACAAACCUAGGACCGAAAAAGCCUCUCCAACAGAGAGGAGGGGGGUCAAGACUCUGUACCCCAACUCUGCUGGAACAGAAGCAAGUGGGGUUUUUGUCCUCUGUAGUCUUCCAGAAGUCAUACUUUCCGAUA